CCUGUGCGGGCUGUGGAGGAACCGGCGAUGAGUGGAGCCGGGCGCACAACUUCUCCCCAGUCCUCCCGUCGCUGCUGCUGAUGCAGCUGCUGGAGUUUCCUCUGGGAUUUUUUCUUUUCUCCCGGUGACAAAGAAAACAAACCGAGCUGGACUUUACUUCGUCUGCAAGCAUGCAUUCGGCAGCCUUGCUACUGAUGCUGGCCGUCAGGAUCUACGCAGACAGCAUGGAGGGACCAACAGCCGGCUGCACCUUUGAUGAGGACUCGGACCCUAGCUUGUGCGAAUACCGACAGGGCCAGGAGGACGACUUUGACUGGCAGCUGAUCAGGACCUACAAUUGGCUCCAUCCCACCCCAGAUCUCCUACGAGGCUCCUUCAUGAUGGUCAACUCCUCGCAGCACUUUGGCGGCCAGCGGGCCCAGCUGCUGCUGCUGCCGCUCAGCGAGAACGACACCCACUGCAUCCAGUUUAGCUACUUCCUGUACAGCCGCGACGGCCACAGCCCCGGGGACCUGCAGGUCCACAUCAGGGUCAACGGGGGCUCCAAGGGCAGCGCCGUGUGGAACAUCUCCGGCUCGCAGGGCCGCCAGUGGCACCAGGUGGAACUCGCCGUCAGCACUUUCUGGCCCAGUGAAUACCAGGUCGUCUUCGAGGCGACGGUUUCCGAGGAGCGACAGGGCUACAUCGCCUUGGACGACAUCGUGCUGCUCAAUUACCCCUGUUACAAGGUGCCUCAUUUCUCUCGUUUAGGGGACGUGGAGGUGAACGCCGGCCAGAACGCCUCGUUCCAGUGCGUGGCCACGGGCAAAGUGUCCGAGACGGAGCCCUUCCUGCUGGAGCGGAGGAGCGGCGCGGUGCUGGACGCGCCCGCGCUGUCGCGGCUAAGCCACAAGCGUCUGAUGGCCACGUUCCAGGUGGAGGCGCAGCGCGGGGAGCAGGACCUCUACCGCUGCGUCACGCUGUCCAGCAGAGGAGCGGCCGUGUCCAACUUCGGGGAGCUCAUCGUCAGAGUUCCCCCGACGCCAAUAGCGCCCCCCCAGCUGCUGCGCGCGGGCCCCACCUACCUGAUCAUCCAGCUCAACACUAACUCCAUCGUGGGCGACGGGCCGGUGAUCCGGCGGGAGAUCCAGUACAGAGCCAGCCAGUCCACGUGGACGGAGACGCACGGCGUGGGCUCCCUCACCUACAAGGUGUGGCACCUGGAGCCGGACACGGAGUACCACAUCAGCGUGCUGCUCACCCGGCCUGGGGAGGGCGGCACCGGGGCCCCGGGACCCCCCCUCAUCAGCAGGACCAAAUGUGCAGAGCCCAUGCGCGCCCUGCGGGGUCUGACGGCCACCGAGAUCCAGCCGCGGCAGCUGGCCCUCCAGUGGGAGCCGCUCGGCUACAACCUCACCCGCUGCCACACCUACUCGCUGUCGCUGUGCUACCGCUACUCCAUGCCAACAGGGGGCAGCGGUGGGAACAACGCCACCGUCAGGGAGUGCCUCUCCGUGGAGCGCAACACGUCCCGUUUCACGCUGAGGGACCUGCCGCCCUUCCGAUCGGUCCACGUGCGGCUGGCGCUGUCCAACCCCGAGGGCAAGAAGGAGAGCCGGGAGGUCACGUUCCAAACCGAAGAAGACAUUCCCGGCGGCAUCGCCCCGGAGUCCCUGACCUUCACCCCACUCGACGACAUGAUCUUCCUCAAGUGGGAGGAGCCUGUUGAGCCCAACGGCCUGAUUACGCAAUACGAGAUCAGCUACCAGAGUAUUGAGUCGUCCGACCCUGGGAUCAACGUGCCGGGUCCUCGCCGCACAGUGUCUAAACUGAGGAACGAGACCUACCACAUGUUCUCCGGUCUGCACCCUGGAACCACUUACCUGGUGUCGGUCCGGGCCCGAACCACCAAGGGGUUCGGGCAGACGGCUCUCACAGAGAUCACCACCAACAUCUCAGCCCCGGUGUUUGACUACGAAGACGUCCCCUCUCCCCUGAGCGAGUCGGAGAGCACCAUCACCGUGCUGCUGCGCCCUGCGCUGGGCCGAGGGGCUCCCGUCAGUGCCUACCAGGUGGUCGUGGUGGAGGAGGACGGCGCCCGACAGGUGAGGAGGAGGGAGCUGGGCUCGGUGGACUGCUUCCCAACACCCAACUCCUACAACGAGGCUCAGGCCAAAGGGGCCCCACACUACUACACGGCCGAGCUGGCCCCCAGCAGCCUGCCGGAGGCCACUCCCUUCACCGUGGGGGACAACCACACCUACAACGGCUACUGGAACAGUCCGCUGGAUCCCACCAGGAACUACCUUGUCUACUUUCAGGCCACCAGCAACUUCAGAGGAGAGACCAGAAUCAACUGCAUUCGGAUCGCUCGCAAAGCUGCCUGUAAGGACUCCAAGCGGGCCCUGGAGGUGUCCCAGCACACGGAGGACAUGGGCCUGAUCCUCGGCGCCUGUGCGGGCGGCCUCGUGGUCCUCAUCCUCCUCCUCGGCGCCGUUGUCGUCAUCGUCAAGAAGGGGAGGGACUUCUAUUCUUACCCUUACUACCCCAGGAAAAAGGUGGCCAUCAACAAGGCGGCCAUGUCCUACAGGCAGGAGAAGAGUCGGAAGCUGAGCUCUCUGGACUGCAGCAUGACGGAGCAGAGCACCCUGCAGCAGGAUGAGAGGAUGGCCCACUCCUUCAUGGACGCCCAUGGCUGCAACGCUCGAAACGAGCAGCGCAGCUCCGUGAACGAGUCCAGCAGUCUGCUGGGAGGCUCGCCGCACCGCCACUGCCGCAGGAAGAGCUCGCCCUAUCACACGGGUCAGCUGCACCCCGCGGUGAGGGUGGCCGACCUGCUCCAGCACAUCAACCAGAUGAAGACGGCGGAGGGAUACGGGUUCAAGCAGGAGUACGAGAGUUUCUUCGAUGGCUGGGACGUCACCAAGAAGAAGGACAAGACCAAAGGGAGGCACGACAGUCUGCUGAGCCACGAUCGUCAUCGAGUCAAACUUCACUCGCUGCUCGCCGACCCCAGCUCAGACUAUGUCAACGCCAACUACAUAGAUAUUCGGAUAAACAGGGAAGGCUACCAGCGGUCCAACCACUUCAUCGCCACUCAAGGCCCCAAGCAGGAGAUGAUCUACGAUUUCUGGAGGAUGGUUUGGCAGGAGAACUGCUUCAGCAUCGUCAUGAUCAACAAGCUGGUGGAAGUGGGCCGGAUGAAGUGCUGCAAGUAUUGGCCCGACGACACGGAGCUCUACGGUGACAUUAAGAUAACGCUCCUGAAGACGGAGACGCUGGCGGAGUACACCGUGCGUACCUUCGCCAUGGAGAGGAGGGGCUACCCUGCCAAACACGAGGUCUGUCAGUUCCACUUCACCUCCUGGCCCGAGCACGGCGUGCCCUACCACGCCACCGGCCUGCUGGCCUUCCUGCGGCGGGUCAAGGCCUCCACGCCCCCGGACGCCGGACCCGUGGUCGUCCACUGCAGCAUGGGGGCAGGAAGGACUGGCUGCUACAUUGUGCUGGACGUCAUGCUGGAUAUGGCCGAGUGUGAAGGUGUGGUGGACAUCUACAACUGCGUCAAGACCCUCUGCUCUCGACGCAUCAAUAUGAUCCAGACUGAAGAGCAGUACGUGUUCAUCCACGACGCCAUCCUGGAGGCCUGCCUGUGCGGGGAGACCGCCAUCCCUGCUAACGAGUUCGCACUCACCUACAAGGAGAUGCUGAAGGUCGACUCCCAGAGCAACACGUCGCAGCUCCGAGAGGAGUUUCAGACUCUGAACUCGGUGACUCCUCACCUGGACGUGGAGGAGUGCAGCAUCUCCCUGAUGCCCAGGAACCACGAGAAGAACCGCAGCAUGGAUGUCCUGCCGCCGGACCGCUCGCUGGCCUUCCUGGUCACCACGGAGGGCGAGAGCAGCAACUACAUCAACGCUGCGCUCGCCGACAGCUUCCUCAGGCCCGCCGCCUUCGUGGUGACGCCGCACCCGCUGCCUGGCACCACCACGGACUUCUGGAGGCUCAUUUAUGACUAUGGCUGCACCUCGGUGGUGAUGCUCAACCAGCUGAACCAGUCCAACUCCGCCUGGCCCUGUCUGCAGUACUGGCCUGAGCCGGGGCUGCAGAAGUUCGGACCCAUGACCGUGGAGCUCCUGUCCCGGACGGCAGACGACGACGUCAUCAUCCGCCUCUUUCGUGUUCAGAACAUCACCCGGCUGCAGGAGGGCCAGCUAGUGGUGCGUCACUUCCAGUUCCUGCGCUGGUCGCCGUACCGCGACGUGCCCGACUCCAAGAAAGCCUUCCUCAGCCUCCUGGCCCAGGUCCACAACUGGCAGCUGGAGUGCGGCGAGGGGCGCACCAUCGUCCAUUGCCUGAACGGCGGCGGUCGGAGCGGUACCUUCUGUGCCUGCACCAUGAUCCUGGAGAUGAUCCGUCACCACAGCGUGGCCGACGUGUUCUUCGCGGCCAAAACGCUGCGCAACUCUAAGCCGAACAUGGUGGAGACAAUGGAGCAGUAUCGGUUCUGCUACGAACUGGCCCUGGAGUACGUGGAGUGCUUGGAAGUCAGAUAGCACCACUCCCUCUCUUCUCAUCGCUCCCCAAGGAGAAGGUCGGGAUCCUGGACGUCUGCUCCCGUCUCUCCAGUCCGUGUAUACAGCUCUGGUCGUCUCCUCCGCCGCGCCUCCGCGGACCGUUGUCGCCAUAAUGACUGAAUGAGCGCGCGCUGGACUUCCUGCCCCCAUCCCACUUGCUUCUCCCUGGCACUCUGACCCCCAACCCGUGCCACCGCGUGCCAGAUUCCAUCCGCCAAACCCGAGGACACUAACAGCGGUGGCGUUCGACCACCUGUACCCCUCAGCCAUGGGAUUCUAAGAGCUCUUCUGCAUCCUGCCUUACUUACGAACACUCACACCGAAAGGGAACUACGGUUGAUGCCAACUACUGGUUGAUAUUUUGUGUGUGUCUGUAAUUGGUGCAUUCUGCUGUUGGUGACCCCCCCUGUCAUGACGUACUGUACUAUAUUUGAACUUUCUCCCGGGUGAGGCUGCUGAUUAACAAGGAAAAGGCGUCCAUCAAGUGUGAUGGCGAUACAGUAUCUGUACAGUAGCGAUGUCUUGGAUCUAAUUUCUCUUUAUUUAUUCUUUGUGUAUAUAGAUGUGUUUCCCCUCUCCCCUCCCCGGGUGUUUCUAGGUGUUCUGAACGUCUUUAUCAGUGUGCCAACUCAUUCUCUGUGUGUGUAAACGGGGACCACUUCAGCAUCUGCAUGCCCAGUCCUAAGUGUUUCAUCGCAGUGUGCGGCCCACGUCUGCUUCAGGGCGGAUCCCACUCCGGCGGGUCCGUCCGCUAGUCCUCCGAGAGCUCUGUAAAGAAUAACCGCGCGUUUGUCUGAGAACACGGCCAAACUCGUGUCGCUUUCUACAUUUGUAUUUAUUCAAUGUGUUUUAUUUUCUAAAUCAUGUAUAAAAACAGGAAAAGAAAUAAAAUAUGUUGUUGCUUAACAA
Betta splendens (Siamese fighting fish) is the source of this 5465-nucleotide messenger RNA. RefSeq names its product protein tyrosine phosphatase receptor type Ua (gene ptprua). Gene Ontology annotation, molecular function: protein tyrosine phosphatase activity; protein binding. The transcript has 31 exons. Bases 171 to 4535 code for a protein of 1454 amino acids. The record is from RefSeq and is a predicted model, not a curated record. Lineage: Eukaryota; Metazoa; Chordata; Actinopteri; Anabantiformes; Osphronemidae. Gene Ontology annotation, cellular component: membrane. Gene Ontology annotation, biological process: protein dephosphorylation.